This is a messenger RNA of Pseudonaja textilis, 3198 nucleotides long. NCBI's taxonomy places the organism in Eukaryota, Metazoa, Chordata, Lepidosauria, Squamata, Elapidae. The record is from RefSeq and is a predicted model, not a curated record.
CCAGGAAUGCCGUUGGCUCAGGCUGUAGCAAUUGUUCAGAAACACUGCCGUAUCAUAAAAAAUAUACAGGUUCUCUACAGUGAACAAUCUCCUCUCAGCCAUGACCUCAUCCUUAACCUGACUCAGGACGGAAUCAAACUGCUAUUCGAUGCUUUCAAUCAAAGACUGAAGGUGAUUGAAGUUUAUGACUUGACUAAAGUGAAGUUAAAGUACUGUGGUGUUCAUUUUAACUCUCAAGCUAUUCCUCCUACCAUUGAACAAAUUGAUCAGUCUUUUGGAGCCACCCAUCCAGGAGUUUACAACUCUGCGGAGCAGCUUUUCCAUCUCAACUUCAGGGGCCUGUCUUUUUCCUUUCAGUUGGACUCAUGGACUGAAACUCCAAAGUAUGAGCCAAACUUUGCCCACGGCUUAGCCUCUCUGCAAAUCCCACACGGCGCAACUGUGAAACGCAUGUACAUCUACAGCGGAAACAGUCUGCAGGAUACAAAGGCACCUAUGAUGCCACUCAGCUGUUUCCUGGGAAAUGUGUACGCAGAAUACAUUGAUGUUCUCCGAGAUGGAGCUGGACCCUCAGGUUUACGACUGCGCUUACUCACUGCAGGCUGCAGUCCAGGUGUGUUAGCUGAUGCCAAAAUACGGGUAUCCGAGCGUUGCGUGUAUUUCGGUGAUUCGUGCCAAGAUGUCCUGAGCACUUUGGGCUCCCCUCACAAGGUUUUCUACAAAUCUGAAGAUAAGAUGAAAAUCCACUCACCUUCCCCUCACAAGCAAGUCCCUUCGAAGUGCAACGACUUCUUCUUCAACUACUUCACGCUUGGAGUGGACAUCCUUUUUGAUGCAAAUACUCAUAGAGUAAAGAAAUUUGUUUUGCAUACCAAUUAUCCUGGUCAUUAUAACUUCAACAUUUAUCACCGUUGUGAAUUCAAGAUCCCACUCGUUAUUAAACGAGAAAGUACUGAGUCACAGACGGAAACCUGCACGACGUACAGCAAGUGGGAUAAUAUUCAAGAGCUUCUUGGACAUCCUGUGGAAAAACCCGUAGUUCUUCACAGGUCGUCCUCUCCGAACAACACAAAUCCAUUUGGGUCAACUUUUUGUUUCGGGUUACAACGGAUGAUCUUUGAGGUGAUGCAGAAUAACCACAUCGCAUCCGUCACGCUCUACGGCCCGGCCCGGCCGGCCCUUCAGACCAAGACCUUCGACCUCCCCCAGUGAGCAAUACCCACUGAACAUAAGGCUACACAAUUCGCUCAGCGUGCCUUGAGUUGCUGCCGCUUAUCAUGACGGAAAAGCACGAAACGGUGGAGAGUGUGAGUGUGCGUGUAUAUGGUUGUGUGUGUGUGAGAGAGAGAGAGAGAGAGAGAGAGAGAAAGCGGGGGAAGGAGGGAGAGAGAGGGGGUACAAGAAAAUUUGGCCCUCGCCAUCUGUGGAUGGUACCGGCUGGAAAUCCUCUGGAGCUGAACCUUGCAGGACUUGGAGCCAGUGGCAGAGGCACAAACACAGCUACACACACACACACACACACACACACACACACACACACACCCCUAGGCGGCACUAGCAUUAGUCCUCUUGCUUGGCCUUGGAAGUUACGGUAUAAAUGCAAACAGUUUGGCUUUGCAGUGCUGGACAGAGAAAGAGCUUUUGAAAAGAGCUCAGCACAUCCUUAGAAGCACAAGUUCCUCAUCUUUGGGCAUCUGAAAGCAGGGCUCUCUUUCUCUCUAUAUAUAUACAUACCUAUAUAUAUAUAUAUAUAUAUAUAUACCUAUAUAUAUGCGUGUGUGUAUAUACGUAUUAUUUUCCCCUUUCUUUCCCGUCUGUCUCUGCGUGCCACGUAUUCAGAGUUGCGUUCCUGUGUUUUAUUUUGCUUCUGGGGGACAAAAAAAAAGGAAAAAGGAGAAAGGCAAGGAUAUGGGUGGACACAGACUCACACAGAGCUCAUGUAUAGGUGUAUAUAUAAAAUAAAAUACAUGGAUUUUUAGUUAGCUUGGGAUAGCCCACCAUGCUCAAUAUGUCCAUAAUUUCAGGUGUCCGAUGUUAGAAACGAGGCACAAGGCAACCUAAAGACUUGGUGAUCGAUCAUAUAUAUGUGUAUAUGUAUAUAUAUAUAUAUUUGCACUACAUACACUUUAAUUACUUGAUAAGACCUUUUGAAUUUUACUGAGUGCUGGGCGUGAGUGGAGGCUGGGUUUAAGUGUUGUUGUUUUUGCCACACCUAAAAUAUUUGGGGUGGGUGGGGAAAUAAUCUGAUGCAAUUUUUCUGCACUAAAUGUUUACUUGAUGCAAUGAAACAAAAUUUUGUCUCCUGCCACGUUUGGUGAACUAAACCCCAGUUUUCUUCUGGGGUUAGAGUGAAAGAACAAAAAAAAAAAACUCGAAUUAGAUGACUCCUACAAAUUACGAUGCUUUUAAGGGAGAGUUCGGAUAUAUCAGGUUUUUUUUUUCUUUGCGUGCAAAACAGAUAACUGAUAUGCAUUCUUGGAAGAGUUUAGCUGCAGCUUAAGAUGUGACAUGAGAUCCGAUUUACAACGUCCUUGAGUUCCUUGUCCGGUCAACGAGGUUGGGGGUUGGGGGGGCAGAAUUGGGAUUGUUCUGUACCAGGUUCCUCUUUUUUCCUCACCUAUAUCCUGCUGAGAUGAAAUAAAAAACAUGUCGCCUUAAGGAAUUUUCCCAAGGACUUUUGACCCUGGAGGUGAAAUUUCUGGGUUGUCUUAUUGUGCAGCCCAGCAGAAAUGAGGACUGUGCCUCUCUCUCUCUCUCUCUUUUUUUUUUUUAAUUUAAUGCCAAAAUUUUAGCCAAAGAGAUCCUUAAUCUUAAGUUUUCAACAUUUCUACGUGUAUAGAUAGGAAUAGGUAGAAAUAGAGAUAAGGGUUGGGCAGUUCCUCCACCUCCAUCCGUCGCAGGGGAAAAAAUAUAAUAAUAAUUCAGUGACUUCUAGUUAAGGAAAAGUUAUUUAAAAGCCUGUUAUUUCAAGGAGAUUUUAAGGGAUGCAUGUGAUUCUUUGGCUGCUUUUUAUCUUUAAAAAAAAGUAAAUAAUAAAUGGUCUCGCUUUUUUUUCGAUCGUAACCCUUUUUACAGCGGUGGAGAGGAUAUAUAUAUAUAUAUAUAUAUAAAAAAGACUGCAUAGAGAGAGAGUUUAUAAUUUUAUCCCAUUUUUUAAUAUUUUGGUGUAGCAAGUUGUGAUAUAAAUUAUAGAUGAUU